AUGGACUUAAACAAUGGCCUCCAGCUCCAUGGGCUCUUCCUCGGGCGUGCUGUUGGAGCUGUUUUCGGCACCAUGCUUGGUGGGUGGUUGUGCGAUGUUUGUCCCAUCAAGAUUGCCAUGUGCUGCUGUAUUGGCAGUUCGGCACUUUCUGUGGUGGCAGUGCCGUUCGCGGCAGCAACUGGCAGCCUUCACAUUCUGUCCGGGAAUUUUUUCCUGUUGGGCUGCUGUGGCUCGGCGCUGGUCUCGUUCACUGUCUCUGCAGCCUGCUGGAGCUUCCCCGGCAAGGAGGUGGGCCCGAUACUCGCGCUCUGCAAUGGGGCCUUCGGCAUGACCAGUGCUGCACUUCCGUUGGCCUUCAAAGUACUGCACAUGCAGGGCCAGCCUGUGGCUGAGUAUAGCUUUGUGGCUGUCUGCGCUGCUCCACCUUUGGCCUUCCUGGCAGCGAGCCAGGCACCCCAGCGACCAGUGGAAAAAUCUGCUGAGUUUGAAUCAGAUGACAGUUGCGAGGAUGACGCUGGCAUGUGGUCAGCAGCCACAAAGCGAUGGAUAGCCGUUCUUGCAGCAGCCGUGGCACAAUUCGUGUUCUCAGGAGCGAACUCUGCUCUGUUGGGCUGGAUUGUGUCCUAUGCAGACGGAGAGCUUCAUGAUCUUGAAGUGGCACCUGUUUUGGUGAGCCUACUUCAGGGUUCACUGAUGCUGGGCUCCUUUGGAGCUUCAAGAUACCAGCAGUACUUCGCACUGUGGGACCUGGCACGCGCCCAAGUGUUCCUGGUAUUGUUGGGUCUGCUUGCCUGGCUGCCAUUCACGUCUUCUGUGCCGGCAACAGUCUUGGCCCUUACGUGGUAUGGCUUAGCAGGUGGACCCUUGGUGACGUACUGCAGCACUUUGCUAAACCAGCACUGCAGUCCAACAGGAUUUCAGUUAGCUGUUAUCAAUGUUGGUGGAAAUUUUGGCGCCAGCGCAGGUCCGUUUUUAGUUGGCAUGCUGAUGAUUCGACUGGGGCCGCAAGCAUUGCCUUGCGCUGUCGCUGCCUCGUUUUGCAUGGCGCUGCUUGGAUUUGCUGCCGCUUCACUCCCUCGUUUCAAACUGAUGCGAAGCAACAGCAAGACAGCGCCACUGCUGAGCGAGGGAUGA
Messenger RNA from Symbiodinium pilosum, 1134 nucleotides. NCBI's taxonomy places the organism in Eukaryota, Dinophyceae, Suessiales, Symbiodiniaceae. The record is from the annotation of a GenBank genome assembly.